AUGGCUUUCUUAUGGCGGGCAGUGCUUUCUUCUUCCAGCUGCUGCAGCCUGCUUGUGCUUCUGCUGCUGCUUGUGGCCUCCGGCACAGAGAGCGUGAGCGUCAACGACCGGCCGGCCGACUGCCAAGGCAGGUGCGGCGACGUCGACAUUCAGUACCCGUUCGGCAUAGGCCCCGCGUGCUCGCGCAGCAAGGGCUUCGAGAUCGCCUGCCUUAACAGCAGCGGCGUGCCCACCCUCGCCGGCACCAACUACUCUCUUCCCAUCCAAGUGAAGAACCUGUCGGUGGCUCCCACCCCGGUGGUGCAGGUGAUGCUGCCGGUGGCCUACAGGUGCUACAACUCCAGUGGCGGAACCACCGACUUGUUCCGUGGGCAGAUAGAACUGAACAAGGACGGCGUGUACCGCAUCUCCGACACGCAAAACAUGCUGGUCGUCCUCGGCUGCAACACCUUGGCCUACAACAGCAACGGCGACACCCAAGGCAAAGGCCCCUACAGCGGCCUCUACUACACCGGCUGCGUCUCCUACUGCAACGACUCGCAGAUCGCGCAGGACGGCGUGUGUUCCGGCGUCGGCUGCUGCCACGUCGACAUCUCGCCGGGGCUCACCGACAACGUCGUCACCUUCAACUCCUGGGACCGUGGCUUCCAGGUGGACUUCAGCCCCUGCGACUACUCCUUCCUCGUCGACAAGAAGGAGUAUCAGUUCCGGAGGUCGGACCUCGACAAGGACCUCAACCGGACGAUGCCGGUGUGGCUGGACUGGGCCAUCCGCGAUGGCGACAACGUCUGCCCUCCGCCGGACGUGUUGCAGCAGAACAAGAAGCCGGCCGGGUACGCGUGCGUGAGUGAGAAGAGCCAGUGCGUCAACUCCACCAACGGGCCCGGGUACUACUGCAGCUGCCUCCCGGGCUACCGCGGGAACCCCUACGAAUACGACGACGAAAACCACGGCAAAGGAUGCCUCGACAUCAACGAGUGUACGGACCCCGAGAGGUAUCCGUGCAAAGGCGGCAUCUGCAACAACAUUCCAGGAAAUUACACGUGCCACUGCCACGCCGGUUACCAGUCUCCUGAUCCAAAGACACAAGAUUGCACUCCAAAGUUCCCUGUUGCAUCAAGAAUUGCCCUUGGCAUCAGCUUGGGAUUUUCCUUGUUGAUUGUUGUUGUUUUUAUCGCAUUGAUGAUGUUUCAAAAGCGAAAAAUGAAUGAGUAUUUCAAAAGGAAUGGUGGUUCAGUAUUACAGAAAGUGGACAAUGUCAAGAUUUUCUCCAAAGAUCAACUCAAGAAAAUCACAAAGAACAAUUCAGAGGUUCUUGGUCAAGGGGGCUUUGGUAAGGUCUACAAAGGGACUCUCGAAGAUAAUACUAUUGUUGCAGUGAAGACCUCAAUUGAGGUAAAUGAAGCUCGAAAGGAUGAUUUCACAAAUGAAGUAAUCAUUCAAUCGCAAAUGAUGCAUAAUAACAUUAUCAAGCUUUUGGGUUGUUGCUUGGAGGUGGAUGUUCCAAUGUUGGUGUAUGAGUUUGCAGCUAAGGGGAAUUUGCAAGAUAUUCUCCAUGGUGAUGCCAAUAUCCCUCUACCACUAGAUUUACGUUUAGAUAUUGCAAUUGAAUCUGCUGAAGGCCUAAGAUACAUGCACUCCUCAACAAACCGUACCAUACGACAUGGCGAUGUCAAACCGGCCAAUAUACUUCUAACGGACAAGUUUGUCCCUAAGAUCUCAGACUUUGGGACAUCCAAGCUUCUUACUGUAGACAAAGACUUUACUAUGUUUGUGGUAGGUAGUAUGGGAUACAUAGACCCAGUGUUCCAUAAGACCGGACAUUUGACACAAAAGAGUGAUGUGUAUAGUUUUGGAGUUGUACUCCUAGAGCUCAUAAGUAGGAAGCCAACAAUAUACGGUGAAAAUUGUAGUCUCAUAAUUGAGUUCCAGAAGGCCUAUGAUCAAGAUAACAGUGGGAGGAGGAUGUUUGACAAGGAUAUUGAAAUUGAAGAAGAUAUCCUCAUCGUGGAAGAAAUUGGCAGGUUGGCAAUGGAGUGUUUGAAAGAAAAGGUUGAAGAGCGACCUGAUAUGAAGGAGGUAGCAGAACGGCUUGUGAUGCUACGAAGAUAUAGGAAGGGUGGACGUGGAAGCUAUAAUCUAAGUCCUCGGAACUUUGAGGAGACUAGUAUUGAGGGAACUCCUAAUAGUUUUGGUGCCGAAAUCAGUGAAAGUAGCAGUGCGGCAGUUUCUGCACCACCCACUCCAGCAAACUAAGAACUUUUCAAUAACCGAAUCAUGAUCAAGAACAAAAAAGGUAUAAUAAGAACAAAUAUGUUGACAUAUGUGUUGUCUAUCCGAGUUAUUUCAUUUAGACUAAAUUUGUGCCUUCAAGCAUUUAUCUCCAACUUAUGUUUUCUUUCCUUUUUUUUUGUAAUUUGAAGCAACUUGCAACUUGUCUAGUCUAUCUAUUGUUGUGCUAUUGAGAACUCG
Messenger RNA from Oryza brachyantha (malo sina), 2472 nucleotides. Its product is annotated as wall-associated receptor kinase 2-like. Gene Ontology annotation, cellular component: plasma membrane. The transcript has 3 exons. The coding region runs from base 1 to 2256 and encodes 751 amino acids. The record is from RefSeq and is a predicted model, not a curated record. Gene Ontology annotation, molecular function: polysaccharide binding; calcium ion binding; ATP binding. NCBI's taxonomy places the organism in Eukaryota, Viridiplantae, Streptophyta, Magnoliopsida, Poales, Poaceae. Gene Ontology annotation, biological process: protein phosphorylation; cell surface receptor signaling pathway.